Messenger RNA from Osmia lignaria (orchard mason bee), 1286 nucleotides. Its product is annotated as eukaryotic initiation factor 4A-III. The record is from RefSeq and is a predicted model, not a curated record. Gene Ontology annotation, molecular function: nucleic acid binding; RNA helicase activity; ATP binding. NCBI's taxonomy places the organism in Eukaryota, Metazoa, Arthropoda, Insecta, Hymenoptera, Megachilidae.
UUUCAAGGCAUAAAUUCAAGUUAUUAACGAAAAUGGCGGAAGUAAAGUCACGUCGUGUUGCCCAAACAGAAGAUUUAUCAAAUGUUGAAUUUGAAACCAGUGAAGAUGUCGAAGUUAUUCCAACGUUUGAUAAUAUGGGACUUAGAGAUGAGUUGCUACGUGGAAUUUAUGCCUAUGGCUUUGAAAAACCAUCGGCUAUUCAACAACGGUCAAUCAAACCGAUAAUGAAAGGACGGGAUGUAAUUGCACAGGCUCAGUCUGGUACAGGAAAGACAGCAACAUUCUCAAUUGCCAUAUUACAAUCCUUAGAUACACAAGUUAGAGAAACACAAGUAUUAGUUUUAUCUCCUACAAGGGAAUUGGCAACUCAGAUUCAGAAAGUUAUUCUGGCUUUGGGAGAUUUUAUGAAUGUUCAAUGCCAUGCUUGUAUUGGAGGCACCAAUCUUGGUGAAGAUAUCAGGAAGUUAGAUUAUGGGCAACAUGUUGUAUCAGGCACACCUGGAAGAGUAUUUGACAUGAUAAAAAGACGUGUCCUAAGAACCAGAGCAAUAAAAAUGCUGGUUCUUGAUGAAUCAGAUGAAAUGUUAAAUAAAGGAUUCAAAGAACAAAUUUAUGAUGUAUAUAGAUAUUUGCCACCAGCAACACAAGUUGUAUUAGUAUCUGCCACAUUACCCCAUGAAAUUCUAGAAAUGACAAGUAAAUUUAUGACAGAUCCUAUUCGUAUUCUUGUUAAACGUGAUGAAUUGACAUUGGAAGGAAUCAAACAAUUCUUUGUUGCUGUUGAAAGGGAAGAAUGGAAAUUUGAUACAUUAUGUGAUUUGUAUGACACAUUAACAAUCACACAAGCAGUAAUAUUUUGCAAUACUAAACGUAAGGUAGAUUGGCUAACUGAAAAAAUGAGAGAGGCCAAUUUUACAGUCUGUUCUAUGCAUGGUGAUAUGCCUCAAAAAGAGAGGGAUAACAUAAUGAAAGAAUUUCGUUCUGGCCAAAGCCGUGUUUUAAUCACAACCGAUGUUUGGGCAAGAGGAAUAGACGUACAGCAAGUAUCUCUCGUAAUCAAUUACGAUCUACCCAACAACCGUGAGUUAUAUAUCCAUAGAAUAGGUCGUUCAGGUCGUUUUGGAAGAAAAGGCGUUUCGAUCAACUUUGUGAAAACCGAUGACAUUCGAAUUCUUCGGGAUAUCGAACAAUAUUAUUCAACGCAAAUUGACGAGAUGCCUAUGAAUGUAGCUGACUUAAUAUAAUCUUAAUACUUAUCAUUGUAUUAAAUAAGAUUUUUUCCUUCA